This is a messenger RNA of Helicoverpa zea (corn earworm), 776 nucleotides long. RefSeq names its product probable salivary secreted peptide. The coding region runs from base 19 to 378 and encodes 119 amino acids. NCBI's taxonomy places the organism in Eukaryota, Metazoa, Arthropoda, Insecta, Lepidoptera, Noctuidae. The record is from RefSeq and is a predicted model, not a curated record. The transcript has a single exon.
GCUAAACGAACGAACAUAAUGAGAACUUCAAGUAUCGCCAUACUCCUCUGCCUCAUCGGGGCAGCUUGCUCCCAAAGCCACGACCUGGUCAUCGGCCAGGCCCAAUACGGUGACGUCAUUGUUUACAAAGCCGACGAAGUCAGAUAUGGCUUCCCUUUCAUUGUCAGACAGAGCAUCCUUGAGUACCCUGAACAGGGGCAGAAGAACUACGCGUAUAUCAAAGCUAUUUACAUCAAGGAUAAUGACCGAGACGGGACUGGUGGCUACCCAAGCAUUUCUGCCGGAGGUGUGGGCCAAAGGUUCGUGAAAAUCAAGUUGAAGAGCCAGAGAGGGAGUGGUCUAAACUUCACGGUCACCAUCUAUGGAAGAUACGUUUAAAUUUUUGAAUCUGGAACGAAGUGUGACGUCAUUGUUUUAUUUUUUUAAAGAGGUCCAGUUUAUAGAGGUUCACUUCUUAUAUUCUUUUUUUAAAGAUUAAGUGUUCGUCUUGUUUGUAAAAAUGUAGUGAUUUAUUUUAAAAAAAGCGUGAUUUUAACUGUUAAUGCAUAUUUUGGUGUUAUAUUUAUUUAUAUAUUAGAAUAUUUUGCAGCUGUAAAAAAAGAUAAAUUCUAGCUCACAAAAGUGUUUUUACUAGUCGAUUUUUACGCGGGAAAUGAGGCAGAGAAUGUAAUAUUUUAAUUUUAUUAAAUUAAUUACUGAUCAGUAUUAACUAUUAUUGUUAACUAUUACUAUAAUCAUGUAAAUUAUUAUUAUUAAAGUGCACAUUAGUAAUAAAA